AGAAGACAGUGCUGCCUGGCUGGGACAUAGACUCAGGAGAAAGAUGAACUGGCCCUAUUGCUGCAUCUCCUUUUGUUGCAUCUAUUUUGCUGCUUCCAGACUGAGAGCUGUAGAGUCGGCAGAUGGAAAAUAUGCUCAGGAAUUAUUUAAUGAUCUUUUUGAAGAUUAUUCCAAUGCUCUGCGUCCAGUGGAAGAUACAGAUAAAGUCCUGAAUGUCACACUGCAGAUCACCCUUUCUCAGAUAAAGGAUAUGGAUGAAAGAAACCAAAUUCUGACUGCAUACUUAUGGAUCCGCCAAAUCUGGCAUGACGCAUAUCUCAAAUGGGAUCGAGACCAGUAUGAUGGGCUGGACUCCAUUAGGAUCCCCAGCGACCUGGUGUGGAGGCCAGACAUUGUCCUGUAUAACAAGGCAGAUGAUGAGUCCUCAGAGCCGGUGAACACCAAUGUGGUCCUGCGGUACGAUGGGCUGAUCACUUGGGAUUCACCAGCCAUCACCAAGAGCUCCUGUGUGGUGGAUGUCACCUACUUCCCCUUUGAUAAGCAGCAGUGCAAUCUGACCUUUGGCUCCUGGACCUACAAUGGCAAUCAGGUGGACAUCUUCAACGCCCUGGACAGUGGAGACCUCUCAGACUUCAUCGAGGAUGUGGAGUGGGAGGUCCACGGCAUGCCCGCUGUAAAGAAUGUGAUCUCCUAUGGCUGCUGCUCUGAACCUUACCCGGAUGUGACAUUCACUCUUCUUCUGAAGAGGAGAUCCUCAUUCUAUAUCGUCAACCUCCUCAUUCCAUGUGUCCUUAUAUCUUUUCUGGCCCCCUUGAGUUUUUACCUCCCAGCUGCCUCUGGGGAAAAGGUAUCUCUGGGAGUGACAAUUCUCUUGGCCAUGACUGUAUUUCAGCUAAUGGUGGCAGAGAUCAUGCCAGCCUCAGAAAAUGUUCCUCUGAUAGGCAAAUACUACAUAGCCACGAUGGCCUUGAUCACAGCAUCCACUGCCUUGACCAUUAUGGUGAUGAAUAUCCACUUCUGCGGUGCUGAGGCCCGGCCAGUGCCACAGUGGGCCAGAGUAGUCAUCCUGAAAUACAUGUCCAGGAUCUUGUUUGUCUAUGACGUGGGUGAAAGCUGCCUUACCCUGCGCCAGGGGAGGGGGCACGAUCACUUCAGAAAGGUUUAUGACAAACUUCCAGAACCUAAUCUGAAAACAGCCGGGAACAAAGACCUUUCCAGAAAGAAGGAAGUUAACAAACUCUUAAAGAAUGACUUGGGGUGCCAAGGUGAGAACCCACAGGGUACUGACAAUUACUGUGCACGAUACAACAUGUUGACAAAGAAUAUUGAGUACAUUGCUAAGUGUCUCAAAGACCACAAGGCCACCACUUACCAGGGAAGUGAAUGGAAGAAGGUUGCAAGAGUCAUAGACCGAUUCUUCAUGUGGAUUUUUUUCAUUAUGGUGUUUGUCAUGACCAUUUUGAUAAUAGCUAAAGCAGAUUAGUGAGUGUUUGCUAUCUACAGGGCUCAUCAAUAAAAUUCUCUAUGAUCUACUCCAAUGUUCUUCCAAGUCAGAGUUUUGUAUAUGAUUGAAGGUUUAUGUUGUCUAUAGGUUUUAUUAUUAUUAUUAUUAUUUAUUUAAAAUGAACUUAGGUACUUGUCAGUUUAAAUUAAGCACAAGGUGCAAAAUUUCAAGGGUAAUAAGAUGAAGGAAGUAGGGAAGGGUCCCUUUUAUAGCUUCCCAGAAGGGUUGGUAGAUGGCCUCUAG
Messenger RNA from Orycteropus afer afer, 1747 nucleotides. It is a transcript of the gene CHRNA9, whose product is annotated as cholinergic receptor nicotinic alpha 9 subunit. NCBI's taxonomy places the organism in Eukaryota, Metazoa, Chordata, Mammalia, Tubulidentata, Orycteropodidae. The record is from RefSeq and is a predicted model, not a curated record. Gene Ontology annotation, molecular function: transmembrane signaling receptor activity; acetylcholine-gated monoatomic cation-selective channel activity. Gene Ontology annotation, cellular component: synapse; postsynaptic membrane; neuron projection. Gene Ontology annotation, biological process: monoatomic ion transmembrane transport; signal transduction; regulation of membrane potential.